Humulus lupulus (European hop) is the source of this 879-nucleotide messenger RNA. RefSeq lists its product as uncharacterized. The record is from RefSeq and is a predicted model, not a curated record. The transcript has 2 exons. Bases 1 to 879 code for a protein of 292 amino acids. NCBI's taxonomy places the organism in Eukaryota, Viridiplantae, Streptophyta, Magnoliopsida, Rosales, Cannabaceae.
AUGACUGAGACCAGAUCCUCUAUCAGAAAUCUUGAAACACAAGUGGUGAAGUUGGCCAAUAUGCUGAAUAAUAGACCUCGGGGAAACUUGCCUAGCAACACUGAUGUUAAUCCUAAGGAGAAAUGUCAGGCAAUUACUCUGAGGAGUGGUAAACAAAUUGAGCAGUCUAGUGUACAACAAUCAAUGGUUCAAAAUGAAGGUUUGGGUGAAAAGUCUGAUAUAGUUGAGCAAGGGGUUACUCAAGACACAAAGAGUACAGAGAAGAUUCCUCUAGUUGUUGUUGACCAGCCAGCCCGAGUUCCAUAUCCUCAGAGGCUUAAAAAAACUACUCUUGAUAAACAAUUUUAUAAGUUUUUAGAGGUGUUCAAAAAGCUGCACAUCAAUAUUCCUUUUGCUGAGGCUUUGGAGCAGAUUCCCAAUUAUGUAAAGUUCAUGAAAGAGAUUCAAUCUAAGAAAAGAAAGAUGGAAGACUAUGAAAUUGUGGCGCUCACUGAAGAAUGUAGUGCAAUAUUGCAAAGGAAGUUGCCCCAAAAGUUGAGAGAUCCAGGGAGCUUUACUAUACCUUGCACAAUUGGAAAAUUUGAGUAUCGAUCGCUACAACAUCCACGGGGUAUCAUUGAAGAUGUUCUUGUGAAGGUGGAUAAGUUUAUUAAUUCUGCUGAUUUUAUUGUUCUUGAUAUGGAAGAGGAUGUAAACGUGCUUAUCAUUCUUGGAAGACCAUUCCUAGCCACAGACCAAGCUCUCAUUGAUGUUCAGAAUGGUGAAUUAAAGCUUCGGGUUCAAGGAGAUGAGGUGGUAUUCAAUGUCUUCAAGGAAAUGGCAUAUCUGAGGGCUAGUGACAGUUGUUAUAGUGUGGAUGUGAUAGAUAACGCAGUCUAA